AUGGGGAGGAAGCCUAGACCUCCGAGGCAUCUCCUCAGCGCUGAAGAUGCCCCGUGGGGCACCUUCGCAGUGAUUGACCCGUUUAGCAGAAUGCUAUUUGUUCCACAAGCCUCCAUGUGCGAUACGCUCGCAAUGCACAGGCCUGGGGUCCCGUCCCUCUGCCGUCUGCAUAUGGAAGGCCGCUGCCGUCAAGGAAACUCCUGUUACCAGGCACACGCCGACGUCAGUGUUGUUGGUCAGCUCCGCGAGGCUGCACUGCAGGAACCGACGUGCUGCGCCCAGCAUGGCGCGAAAAGUGACGUGGAAGGUCUUGCGACGAAUCUGGAAGUUGUUGUAGUUGGGGGUGAUGACACUGAGCAACUCCUCAGAACAACGCCAGCGCGCCUCACCGUAACCAAAGGAUUCCGAUUCCUUGUAAAAAAGCAGACCGCUGAGGGUGGAGGUGAGAAGCCGGCCGUGGUUUUGGUGCCAAUUGAUUCGCUUUGCCGUCUACAUUCUUCAAGUCCAUGUUGCCGCUUUGGUCACGAGUGCAAUUACGUUCACCUGUGCCGAGAGCUUGUCAAGCAACUAAAUGAGCCAAGUGAGCCGAAAGCCGACUGCAGGAGCAAAGAAGAGGCGGCGCAGGCAACACAACCGUCUCCCAUGGGCGUCCUCACCGUUUGCUGCUCGCCUCCGCGUUCGAACACCAAACUUGUCACGCUGGCGACGGAGACGGAGAUUCCCCUCGGCAUGAGUCCACUGCAGAUUCUUUCUUGUAGCGGAACUUUCUUCCACCGGCCGCCGGCGACUGGAAUGGUGUCGCUUUCAGGUUCCCCUAAACUAGGCGCAUCGCCAGUCAUGUCCCGCUCCUACAACUCGACCUCCCUUGGCAUUGUAUGGCGUCACAACCCGUAUGGAGGGGGUUCGUCAGCAUCUUCUGUUCUUGAGACGUGA
This is a messenger RNA of Trypanosoma conorhini, 933 nucleotides long. RefSeq lists its product as uncharacterized. Gene Ontology annotation, molecular function: metal ion binding. The transcript has a single exon. The record is from RefSeq and is a predicted model, not a curated record. NCBI's taxonomy places the organism in Eukaryota, Euglenozoa, Kinetoplastea, Trypanosomatida, Trypanosomatidae. The coding region runs from base 1 to 933 and encodes 310 amino acids.